This is a messenger RNA of Sphaeramia orbicularis (orbiculate cardinalfish), 4592 nucleotides long. It is a transcript of the gene rasa1a, whose product is annotated as RAS p21 protein activator (GTPase activating protein) 1a. The transcript has 26 exons. NCBI's taxonomy places the organism in Eukaryota, Metazoa, Chordata, Actinopteri, Kurtiformes, Apogonidae. The record is from RefSeq and is a predicted model, not a curated record. Gene Ontology annotation, biological process: regulation of GTPase activity. Bases 1 to 3189 code for a protein of 1062 amino acids. Gene Ontology annotation, molecular function: protein binding.
AUGAUGGCUGCGGAGGUCAGCAGUGAGGAUACGAGCACGGUCACGACAGGGACAGGGGUGGCUGGCGGAGGAGGCCCGGAGACGGCCCCUUUCCCCUACUAUCCCAAGCCUAACAGAGUGCGAGUUCCUGAUCUGGGACAAGGACCAGCACAACCCUUCCGCCAACAUUCAAACACAUCCCCGGACUCACUCCCCGACAUGAGUAUUAUCUAUCCCAUAUCUGCUGGGGAUAUGCCCGGACCAGUGCUGUCCGCAGCAGGGAGUGGCGGAGGAGGUGGACAUUCAGCUUUCCAAGGAACAGGCAUAGGGUCCGUGGGAGGCAAGUGUUAUUCUCCCACUUCUGAGGGUCCGGCUGCCAGGAUUUCACCCACAUCGACAGGCCCGGAUGGGCCCUCUGUCUUCCCCCCACUGCCACCACCUCCUCCCCCUCCUCCAGGCUGUGGGGGCACCAUGGAUGAAAGCGACAUGCAGGAUGGACCGGAAUAUGAGGAAGAAGAGGUGGUGUUCCCACUCUCUGCGCCUCCCACGAACCAGUGGUACCAUGGCAAGCUAGACCGAACCAUUGCGGAGGAGCGGCUCCGCCAGGCCCGGACCCCUGGCAGCUACCUCAUCAGGGAGAGUGACCGCCGGCCCGGUUCAUUUGUCCUGUCUUUCCUCAGCAUGACCAAUGUGGUCAAUCACUUCAGGAUAAUCGCCAUGUGUGGGGACUAUUACAUUGGAGGCCGGCGGUUCUCAUCUCUGUCAGACCUGAUUGGUUACUACAGCUAUGUGUCUUGCCUCCUAAAAGGAGAAAAACUGCAGUCGCCGGUGGCACCCCCAGAGCCUGUAGAAGACAGGAGGAGAGUCAGGGCCAUCCUUCCAUACACCAAAGUGCCAGAUACUGAUGAAAUCAGCUUCCUGAAAGGGGACAUGUUUAUUGUUCACAAUGAACUGGAUGAUGGCUGGAUGUGGGUGACCAAUGUUCGCACAGAGGAGCAGGGCCUCAUUGUGGAGGAUCUAGUGGAGGAAGUGGGGCGGGAGGAAGAUCCACAUGAGGGAAAAGUCUGGUAUCACGGAAAGAUCACCAAGCAAGAGGCCUACAACCUGCUGAUGACAGUGGGACAGGUGUGCAGUUUUCUAGUCCGGCCAUCAGACAACACACCUGGGGACUACUCCCUCUUUUUUCGCACCAAUGAAAACAUCCAAAGGUUUAAGAUCUCUCCCACCCCCAACAAUCAGUACAUGAUGGGGGGGAGGUACUACAACAGUGUUGAUGAUAUUAUUGACCAUUACAAGAAAGAGCAGAUUGUUGAGGGCUACAACCUCAAGGAACCAGUGUCAGUGCAGCACCAGGAACAAGUGCUUACAGACACAGUGGAUGGAAGAGAAAUUUAUAACACUAUCAGACGGAAAACAAAAGAUGCUUUCUACAAAAACAUUGUCAAGAAAGGCUACCUCCUGUUCAAUAAAGGUAAAGGCAAAAGAUGGAAGAACCUUUACUUCAUCCUGGAGGGAAACGAUGCCCAGCUCAUCUACUUUGAGAGUGAGAAAAGAGCCACCAAACCCAAAGGGCUGAUUGACCUCAGUGUGUGUUCCGUGUAUGGUGUCCAUGACAGUCUGUUUGGCAGGCCAAACUGUUUCCAGAUUGUUGUUCAGCACUUUAGUGAGGAACAAUACAUAUUCUAUUUCGCUGGGGAGGCUCCAGAACAGGCACAGGACUGGAUGAAAUGCCUUCAGACUUUCUGCAGUAACCUAAGGAAAACCACUCAGCCCACCUCCAACAAGAGACUCAGACAGGUGAGCAGUCUAGUGCUAUAUGUGGAGGAGGCCCACAAGCUGCCCGUGAAGUAUUUCACCAACCCCUACUGUAACAUCUACCUGAACAGCGUCCAGGUGGCGAAGACGCAUCCUCGGGAGGGGCAGAACCCCGUCUUCACUGAAGAGUUUAUUUUUGAUGACUUGUCGAGUGAAAUCAACAGAUUUGAAAUCGGCCUGAGCAACAAAACAAAGAAGAGCAAAGAAAGUGACAUAUUGUUCAUGCGUUGCCAGCUGAACCGUCUACAGAAAGGCCAGAUGAUCGAUGAGUGGUUCCCUCUUAGCUCCCAUGUGCCUCUGAAGGGCAUUGAACCAGGCUCCCUACGUGUGCGUGCUCGCUACUCCAUGGAGAAGAUCAUGCCUGAAGAGGAGUACAGCGAGUUUAAAGAGAUGAUCUUGCAGAAAGAGUUCCAUGUGAUCUAUGCUCUGGCCCAUGUUUGUGGUCAGGACCGCACCUUAUUGGCAAGCCUCCUCCUGCGGAUCUUCAGACACGAGAAGGCUGAAGCUCCUCUACUCAGGACACUCAACGACAGAGAAAUUAACAUGGAGGAUGAAGCCACAACUUUGUUCAGAGCGACCACACUGGCCAGCACACUGAUGGAGCAGUACAUGAAAGCCACAGCCACGCCCUUCGUCCAUCACGCUUUGAAAGACACCAUCCUCAAAAUCAUGGAAAGUAAACAGUCCUGUGAGCUGAACCCUUCCAAACUGGAAAAGAAUGAGGAUGUGAACCUGAAUCUGGCUCAUUUGCUCAACAUCCUGUCUGAACUGGUGGAGAAGAUCUUCAUGGCUGCUGAGAUCCUACCACCGACACUGAGGUUCAUCUACGGCUGUCUGCAGAAGUCUGUGCAGCAGAAAUGGCCGACCAACACCACCAUGCGGACGAGAGUUGUGAGUGGGUUUGUCUUUCUAAGGCUGAUCUGUCCUGCCAUUCUCAACCCCAGAUUGUUCAACAUCAUUGCUGACCCACCAUCUACAACAGCAGUCAGGACCCUCACACUGGUGGCCAAGUCAGUCCAGAACCUUGCCAACUUGGUGGAAUUUGGUGCUAAGGAGCCCUACAUGGAGGGUGUCAACCCAUUCAUUAAAAACAACAAACAUAGGAUGAUCAUGUUCCUGGAUGAGUUGGGGAAUGUCCCUGACCUCCCUGAAACCACAGAGCACUUUAGGACAGACCUGUCCCGGGACCUGGCUGCACUGCAUGAGGUCUGCGCCACACAUUCAGACGAGCUGCGAACACUGAGCAACGAGAGAGGAGCUCAGCAGCAUGUGCUGAAAAAGCUGCUGGCCAUCACAGAGCUCCUCCAGCAGAAGCAGGCUCAGUAUGCCAUGUCCAACAGCAACAGGACAGAGUGCACCAUCAUGUCACUGGCUGCUGCCAUCCAGGUAAUGUGAAUUAGAAGGAUUUCCAACUGUAAGUCAUAGUGUGGUAGUCGGACCACACGGCCCAUCCAGCCAAAACGAGGCCUCAGCCCGUGGGGCGCGACUGAAGACUUCCGUCUGUUUGUAUUUCUAAGCAUGUGGCCUCGAGUCCUGGCAGUUCUAAUGCAAUAUGACUGUUCUUCAUGGGGAACCCACUUGCUGCAUAUCUGAAUACUAUCCUUCCAAAGCCCUUCCCAAAAUGCUCCAGAUACCAAGAAGGUGUUAACCCAUUAACAUUUGAAAAAAAAAAAAAAAAAAAAGACUUCUGCGGAAAUGGACCUGAAAUGUCAUGUCGGAACUUCUUUGGCUUGUAGGAGCCGGGCCCUUUGGUUUCAUCUUAAAUUAUGUAACCGUUUGGACGUGACAGUUAAGAGGAGGCGAUCCAAAGCAGUGAAGUAGCAUUAUCUGCCGUCAUCAGGGAAUUUUAACAUAGCACCUCUCUCUCCAAGACGACACAAGCCUUAACUCCCUUUCUAUACGCCAUCAUCACGUUUCACGAGCUCUUCCUCAGAACCAUUACUGACUUCCACUGUCUUUGUUUGUGAAGUACCAUGCAGCCCUGGAAACACUUCUUACAUCCAUUUUUAUAUGCUGCUUUGUUUGUCGAUAUAUACUUAGGCUUGUAUAGAAGUAAAAGGUGUUUGUGUAUGAUAUAGCUGAACAGAGCUAAGGUAGUCCAAAAAGUUUGUAGGAGAUCUGUGUAACCUGACCUGUGCAUGUGCUAACCCUGAAUGGAACCUGCUAUAGUGUGUGGGCCUACAUACAUUAUAUGCUGCUCUAACAAACAUCACCUGAACUCCCUCUAAUGCCUGCGGAUGGGAACGAAAAGCUUUCAUGCAUUUUUGCAGCCUCUCUCUCGCUCUCCCGCCACUGUGGGUGUUCCAUGACACCUCUGCACUGACUGUUUUCAUGUAGAUCCAACCUGAGAAGUCAUGCCAUGCACAGAUUUAUCAACUUCUACGUCAUAUGAGUGGGCCCCCCCCGAGUGCCUCCUUGUGAUUCCAGCAGCUGCAAAGUCUAAAUCUGUGCCUGUCAUAGCUUGAAGAGUUUACCAAACUGUUUACUGUAGUUGCACUUAUGAUACCACGGACCUCACCAACCUCACCAAGUGUUACCAGACGACUGGGGACAAAGAAAUGAUCACAAACAAGCCUAAAAGUCUCCUAAGCGAUACCAAUAUCAGCUGUGCUACAUGGUAUGGAUGAUGUAGGUAGGAAUGUGGCGUGCUGUUGUACUUCCUUUCUGUGUUUCAUACAGCUGAUGAUGUGUUCCUUUUUAUUUUUCUACCUGAUACUGAACCUUGAACCUUUUGCAUCUUAGAUACGACAACCUGGCUUAAAUAAAAUACAACUUUAAAAAGCUGUUAUGGCAUAUAA